Messenger RNA from Mandrillus leucophaeus (drill), 984 nucleotides. RefSeq names its product isochorismatase domain containing 1 (gene ISOC1). The record is from RefSeq and is a predicted model, not a curated record. Gene Ontology annotation, cellular component: cytoplasm. The transcript is spliced from 6 exons. Bases 1 to 726 code for a protein of 241 amino acids. Lineage: Eukaryota; Metazoa; Chordata; Mammalia; Primates; Cercopithecidae.
AUGGAUAUUGCUUCUGGGUUAAAGCUCAAAGCAACGGAAUCGCAUGGAAGAGUGUGCAAGGCAUUUAUCAAAGCCUUGAAGACAGGGGCCCUAACCAGUAGCUGGAGUGCUAAGUCAUUCUUUUUCUUUUCUCCUCAGCUCACUACCCUGGGAAAUCUUACACCUUCAAGCACUGUGUUUUUCUGCUGUGAUAUGCAAGAAAGGUUCAGACCAGCCAUCAAGUAUUUUGGGGAUAUUAUUAGUGUGGGACAAAGACUGUUGCAAGGGGCCCGGAUUUUAGGAAUACCUGUUAUUGUAACAGAACAGUAUCCUAAAGGUCUUGGGAGCACGGUUCAAGAAAUUGAUUUAACAGGUGUAAAACUGGUACUUCCAAAGACCAAGUUUUCAAUGGUAUUACCAGAAGUAGAAGCAGCAUUAGCAGAGAUUCCCGGAGUCAGGAGUGUUGUAUUAUUUGGAGUAGAAACUCAUGUGUGCAUCCAACAAACUGCCCUGGAGCUAGUUGGCCGAGGAGUGGAGGUUCAUAUUGUUGCUGAUGCCACCUCAUCAAGAAGCAUGAUGGACAGGAUGUUUGCCCUCGAGCGUCUUGCUCGAACUGGGAUCAUAGUGACCACGAGUGAGGCUGUUCUGCUUCAGCUGGUAGCUGAUAAGGACCAUCCAAAAUUCAAGGAAAUUCAGAAUCUAAUUAAGGCGAGUGCUCCAGAGUCGGGUCUGCUUUCCAAAGUGUAGGACAUUUGAAGAACUGGUAUGCUACCCACUGGUGAAGGACAGUCAGUGAAGGACUGCAAGCCCACACAAGCUCUUCUUAUCUCUACUAGAAUUAAAAUGUUAAGUCAAAAACGGCUCCUUUUUUGCGCCUCUUAGUGAAACUUAACCAGCUAGACCAUUUGGGUACCAGCAUUUAGUUACAAAUGUCAAAGGCUUCUGGUGCUGCUUACCUUCCUUUUUUGUUAAUGUGCUUUUAUUUAUUAAAAAAAUUAUAAUGAA